Molecule: messenger RNA, 1734 nt
Organism: Metarhizium acridum CQMa 102
Lineage: Eukaryota; Fungi; Ascomycota; Sordariomycetes; Hypocreales; Clavicipitaceae
Source: RefSeq, a predicted model, not a curated record
AUGAGUACGCAGUCAACGUCAACUCCCUAUUUUGGCCCCGCGAACCGAAACGACUAUGAUCAGGGUAGCUGGGCUAUGGUUCCGGCUGGGCCCUCAGAAUCUCAAGUGCCCUCAGCCCCUGCGCCGUCAUUACGAAAACGAACGACUGGAGCGCCAGCUUUCUUGGUCCAAGGCAUAAGCACGGUGGGCAACCAUGGACUCGGCGGCCUUCUAACCGUACUACACCAGAUACCUUUGGCAAGGAAUGUUUUGCUAGAGACUGGUGCACCCGCUGCAUCGUAUGGAUUCAACAGCGAGUGGUGGAAGGGCCAGGAGAUCUUACCAACACACGCACUCGCACGACUGCAAGCAGGGGACCUCCAAUGGGGCUACCAGGACGAGAGCAAACCUGAUGUAGAAGAAGAGAUUCAUCGACUUAUGGCAUUCUUGGACUUAACAGAACGAAGUUAUGGAAGCGUCAGUGUCCUAACGGACCUGAUUCCGUACCCAAGCCUGGGGCCCGAAAAGCAAUUUUACGAGUACCUGGGACCAAGGAAUGAGGAAAAGCUGAAGCCACUGAUACACUCAGCCGCGCUUGCUGCUGUGUUCGGUGACGACUUGGGUGACGAAGAGGCCAAAUUUGGACUUUUGGAGAUGGAGCAUUCACGCAGCGACUACACGUACAUCAAGACUGUUUACGAGUCAUUAGACCACACCAUGUGGAGCGACGUUUUGUCAUGGAACGAGCUACACGAAGGGUCAAAGAUGGCCAUGUUCACAGAGAUGGGUGAAGUUCUGGCCAUCAAAAUUAAUGGUGAUGGACCACAGGACUCUAUUGAUAUCCCUGAAAAGUUGUACUUGGAAAAGUACCAAACAAGCCGCAAGGAUGAGGCUCGGCGUAUCCAGAUGUCUUGGUGCGACACUAAGAAUGCCAUCAUGAAAAUCGCAAGAGAAGAACAGCAACUAUUCGAGUGGCGCAAUGACUGGGAUCAUCAAAUGAUGGACAAAAAACAAAUGAUAGAAAAGGCUAGGAAUCAGUGGCAGGUAUAUAGCGAUUAUCUGCUCGGGUUGGGCAAGUUUCGAGGCAUGGUAGCAUCUGGCUUUGAUACCGACAGUUACCCAGACUACCGAAUGGCUCCUUGUGAAAUGAGCGAGAGCGAAACUAGCGCAUUUGAGAGAGUCGAUGAGGUGUUGCAGAUGCUUCUCCGCAUGCUCACUGACAUUGACAAGAGGUUAAGUUAUACCUUGCAGAAAGUAGAGAUUGAACGUGUGCUACGGGAUAUCUGGCAAGAAACCAAGACACCAUUGAUGGUUUACGCCACUGAGACAGCCUUGAAUACUGCACGAGCGCCUUUGACAGCAGCACUACAACGGUUCGCGACGGCGGAAAAUAAGGCGUUCCGCCAAGAACUUCAUCAUGAAGCCACCGAAGCGGCAGAAGCAGAAGCCGACGAAGGCAAGAAGACGCCUGGAUCGGGGCCAAUAGAACCCAUUUCACCAUCCAAGAGAAAGCAUCGGGCAGAUAGCAUUGAUUCCAUGGACAGCAACCGCGCAUCGAUAGGAAGUGAUGAUGCCCAAAACGGAUUUGACAAUCCAUUUGAGGAUGGACAGACGUCGACAGCCACUAUGACAGCGUUAGGUACGCCUGUGACCACGGCAGCUAUUGAGACGGAUCCGGAUUUGGACACGGACACAACAGAAGUAAGGGUGGUGGCAGCGGCAUCAGCACGCGAGGGUGCCCUCAGUGGACGAUGA